Phalaenopsis equestris is the source of this 1133-nucleotide messenger RNA. Its product is annotated as potassium transporter 5-like. Gene Ontology annotation, biological process: potassium ion transmembrane transport. Lineage: Eukaryota; Viridiplantae; Streptophyta; Magnoliopsida; Asparagales; Orchidaceae. Gene Ontology annotation, molecular function: potassium ion transmembrane transporter activity. The transcript has 6 exons. The coding region runs from base 100 to 1035 and encodes 311 amino acids. The record is from RefSeq and is a predicted model, not a curated record. Gene Ontology annotation, cellular component: membrane.
AACCUUUUUGUUUCUGCAGGAGGGACAUUUGCACUUUACUCCCUGAUAUCUCGGCAUGUAAAGAUCAGCUUGAUACCAAACCAGCAGGCUGAAGAUGCAAUGCUUUCAAACUACAGAUUAGAAACACCAUCCAAGAGUUUAAAAAGAGCUCAAUGGAUUAAAAAUAAGCUGGAGAGCCGCAAAUCGCUGCAAAUUGGGCUUUUACUUAUCACAAUACUCGCAACUUCGAUGAUAAUUGGUGACGGUGUAUUGACUCCAGCUAUUUCUGUACUUUCAGCAGUGAGUGGGAUAAAGGAGAAAGCAACAUCUCUGUCACAAGGACAAAUUGCUCUGAUCUCCAUAGUUAUCUUGGUGCUUGUGUUCUCCGUUCAACGUUUCGGCACGGAUAAAGUUGGAUACACAUUUGCACCUAUCAUUGUUCUGUGGUUUAGUCUAAUUGGUGGAAUUGGGGUCUAUAAUUUAAUUAAAUAUGAUGUUCGGGUUCUUCGGGCAUUCAACCCGAAGUAUAUUGUUGACUACUUCAGAAGAAAUGGAAAAAAAGCAUGGACCUCUCUAGGGGGUAUUGUGUUAUGCAUUACAGGAACUGAAGCCAUGUUUGCUGAUCUCAGUCACUUCAGCGUUAGAGCAAUUCAGAUUAGCUUUACCGCAGUUUUGUUUCCAGCAGUAUCAUUGGCCUACAUUGGACAAGCUUCAUAUCUAACCAAAUUUCCAGAAGAAGUUCAUGACACUUUCUAUAAAUCAAUUCCAGGCCCACUAUUCUGGCCAAGUUUUAUAAUUGCAAUUGCAGCUGCAAUAAUUGCAAGCCAGGCCAUGAUAUCCGGAGCAUUCUCAAUUAUUCAACAAUCUCAAGGUCUAUCUUGCUUUCCAAGAGUAAGAGUUGUUCAUACUUCUGCAGAGUAUGAGGGGCAAGUAUACAUUCCAGAGAUAAAUUAUGCGCUAAUGGUUGCCAGUGUGUUGGUGACUGGGAUUUUCAGAAGCACAACGCACAUUGGAAAUGCAUAUGGUAAGAUAGAGAUAAGAAAAGUGCCAAAAUGAUACCCUAACUCUUUGUCGGGAGUAAUCUUAGUCGUAGUCUAUAACAAUACUAAUUUAGGCUCCAAUUGGGGCAGCUGCGGCUUAUUAAGAAGUUGUUG